UUAGAGCUGCAAGUCUAUACGCUGUUUUGAUUUCGUUGAUAUCACAAAUAAAUAAUGUUAUAUUUCCAAUUUGUGACAUAGUUUUAGAAGAAAAUGUGAAUUAAUUCCUCUAUUUACUUGUUUUAUUGUGUACAAGUAGAAAUCCCGAUGGGAGUUACGGUUCUAACCCAAUUUCCUGUUGAGAACAGGACGGGACCUCAAACUAUCGAGAUCCUCUCCAAAAGAAUUAACGCUUUAGGAGCUACUCAGCAAGGGCAAUUUCUAGUGGAUUGCGAAACGUAUAGUUCUGUGCCGGCACUAGGGCAUCAGAGAACUGUUCACGUGCUUCACAAUUCAGAGCAGCCAGCAACGGUAUUCUCACUUCUAGAAACUGGUACGAAAACAAUACCUCUGGCCACGGACGGUUUAUUUGAUUUGUUAAUGAUGAAAAUGUCAAGCUUCUACCAAUCAAAGAAACAAACAAAAGCAGAAGCAAAAGGACCGAGAUAUGAAAUUGGAGAUUUUUGUGUGAAAUUAGGAACAGUGACUGUUAGUAGUAAUUUUAAGGGUAUUUUGGUAGAAGUUGAAUAUAGACCUUGUGCAGUGCCAGUAAUGUGUUGGGAUUUAAUUAUGGAAUUUAUGCAAGGAUUUCUUGGAUCAUCGGGUCCAACAAAUCCUCCCACAUUUUUUCAAAAUCGUAUGCAAGAAAUCUAUUCUCCCCUGGACACUAUUCAACAAUAUUUGGAGCAUUUCACAGUGUUUAGGAAGACACCUGGCCCUGGAAUGCUGAUGAGGCCCCAAUAAUUC
Messenger RNA from Cylas formicarius (sweet potato weevil), 786 nucleotides. RefSeq names its product mediator of RNA polymerase II transcription subunit 20 (gene MED20). The record is from RefSeq and is a predicted model, not a curated record. Gene Ontology annotation, molecular function: transcription coactivator activity. The transcript has a single exon. NCBI's taxonomy places the organism in Eukaryota, Metazoa, Arthropoda, Insecta, Coleoptera, Brentidae. Gene Ontology annotation, cellular component: mediator complex. Bases 148 to 783 code for a protein of 211 amino acids. Gene Ontology annotation, biological process: regulation of transcription by RNA polymerase II.